Molecule: messenger RNA, 1343 nt
Organism: Camarhynchus parvulus
Lineage: Eukaryota; Metazoa; Chordata; Aves; Passeriformes; Thraupidae
Product: photoreceptor outer segment membrane glycoprotein 2
Exons: 4
Coding region: 249-1343 (364 amino acids)
Biological process (GO): visual perception
Cellular component (GO): membrane
Source: RefSeq, a predicted model, not a curated record
UUGUCCAUCUCUACUGGUAAGUCAGUGUGAAGACAGAGCAACUACAGAAACAUCAGGAAAUCAGUAUUUCAGUCAUCCUCAGGAUGUCCAAUUCAGGUAUUUUCUCCAUUGAAUUCAACAAGUUACCAGUUUCAAGAUCCUGUUCAGUCCUCUGAAGCAGAUUUCCACUGCACGCCUUGGAUCCAUGCUCCUAAUCAGCUUAUGAGCUUCCCUUGACCUACGCUUCUUUUCCUAAUGCGUGUCUGACUAUGGCUGUCCUCAAAGUCAAAUUCACCAAAACCAAGAGGGACAAAUUGGCUCAGAUCUUAUGGAUCCUCAACUGGGUUUCUGUAGUGAGUGGGAUCAUUCUCUUCAGUCUUGGCCUCUUUCUGAAAAUAGAGAUCAAGAAGCGCAAUGAAGUGAUGGCAAAAGGGGACAUUAACUCUGUCCCCAACAUGCUGAUCUCUGUAGGGGUCAUAGCAUGUAUCAUCAACUUUCUGGGUGGCAAAAUCUGCUAUGACUGCUCAGAUGCAAACAAGUUCUCUCGCUGGAAACUAGUAAUGCUGCCAUACAUCGUAUGUACCUUCUGUUUUACCUUCUGCAUCCUGGUGGGUGCUCUCAUGUGCUAUACCAUGAGGAACGAGCUGGAAGAGUCUCUCUAUCUCGGACUGAGGGAUGCCAUUAAGUUCUAUAAAGACACAGACAUACCUGGGCGAUGUUUCUUAAAGAAAACAGUGGAUUUGUUACAAAUUGGAUUCCGUUGUUGUGGAAACAAUGGCUUUAGAGACUGGUUUGAAAUUCAGUGGGUAUCUCCUCGGUAUCUGAAUAUGGCUUCCAAGGAGGUUCUGGACCGUCUGAAGAGCAAUGUUGAUGGGAAGUUCUUGGUGGAUGGAGUCCCCUUCAGCUGCUGCAAUCCCAGCUCACCACGGCCCUGCAUCCAGUACCAGCUGACAAACAACAGUGCUCACUACAACUACGAUUUCCUCACAGAGGAGCUCAAUAUCUGGAUGAAGGGGUGCAGACAGGCUCUGCUGGAUUACUACACUGGUAUCAUGAGAUCCAUUGGUAUUGCAGCAUUGCUUAUUUGGUUGUUCGAGCUCUCUGUACUCAUUGGUGUCCGGUACCUACAGACAGCCAUGAAGAAUGUCCUUCUGCUAGGAGAUCUGGAGGGUGAAUCAGAUGGUUGGUUACUAGAAAACAGUGUUGUGGAAACUGCCAAAUACAACAUCAACAUCAUUAAGAAUCUCGGCAAAGCCAACCAGAUCUCCACUGUCUCAGGCAUGAACGACCCCAACAUUAAUGUUCAAAACACAGACUGUGACAAAACUAAUAUUACAACAAAAUCUAUCCCUGCAGCUAGGUAG